AUGCUUCUGGAUUUACCGCAGCUGAGGGUGUACACCCGAAAACUGGAAGCAGCAUAUGGUGAAUUCUCCAGUUUUCACAGCCAAAUAGUCGCCCUGUUACACGCCGAUGACCUAACAUCACAAGAGGAAAACUACAUCCGCUUCGUGCAGCUUUACGAUUGGACAUCCGCCAGCAUCGAAGCCCAAAUCAUCGAUCAUCAACAUCCUCCACCACAUCCGCAAGUCAUCGUGCACCAACAGCCGCUGAAAGCGCCAUUCCCGACAUUCGACGGUGAGUACACCAAUUGGCCCAAAUUUAAAGCGAUGUUUCAGGAUUUGAUGGCUCAGUCGCGAGAUUCCGAUGCGAUAAAACUGUACCACCUGGACAAAGCGCUCAUCGGAGCAGCCGCUGGCGUACUGGACGCCAAAACAAUCAAUGAAGGGAAUUACGCACACGCAUGGAGGAUCCUCACCGAAAGAUUUGAAAAUCAACACAUCAUCGUCGAGACUCACAUCCGUGGCAUACUCUCGCUGAGGAAGAUGACAUCCGAAUCUCAUAAGGAACUUCGAAACCUUAUCGACGAGUUCUUGUUGCUCACCGCUGUCGUUCACGUCCUGGAUAACGACCACCAACCCCAAACUUGCCGAGUUCUCCUUGACAGUGGUUCCCAGGUAAAUUUCAUCACCGAUCAGUUGGCCAACACGCUGCGUCUCGAGAAACGAAAGGUCGAAGUUCCAAUUGGUGGCAUCAACGAAAUUAAAACUGUCGCCCGCCAUCUCAUCAAAGUUCACCUCCAAUCACGCUGUAGUGAUUUUCGCACCGAGCUAGAAUGUCUAGUCAUCCCGAAGGUGACUGGUCCGAUCCCAUCAACCAACAUCGAUGUUACCGAUUGGCAUUUCCCCCAUGGUAUCCAACUAGCAGAUCCGAACUUCUUCAAGCCCGACAAAAUCGACCUACUGGCUGGAGCAGCUCUAUUUUUCAACAUUCUCAAGACUGGCCAUCUCAUACUGGAUCCCUGUUUACCCGAACUCCGAGAGUCACACCUUGGUUGGCUUGUGACUGGUACCCUGACAUCGGAAUCCAACUAUGAGUCUAUCCAAUAUGCCCAACUAGCCUCGGUGGAAUCCAUCGAAAACUCCAUCACCAGAUUCUGGGAACUCGAAGAAGUUACAACCGCUCCGAAAACAACAGCCGAAGAGCAGCAAUGUGAGGAACAUUUUAUUGCCAUCCACACUCGUGAUGUUUCCGGUAGGUACACCGUUCGAUCGCCGUUGGAACCAAAUGCCGACAAGCUGGACAGCAGCCGAAAUCUAGCAUUGAAAAGGUUUUUCAUACUGGAAAAUCGUUUGCAACGAAAUCCCGAACUGUGGUCACAUUAUGUUGAAUUCAUUCGUGAAUACCAACUACUGGGUCACUGCCAAACAAUCAACGAAGCCGACGACCCGCCCCAGCGUGGGAAAUAUUAUCUUCCACAUCACGCUGUACCUCUCCCCAGCAGCACCACCACAAAGUGCAGAGUGGUGUUCGAUGGAAAAUCAUCCCCGUCUGAUCUUUCCCUGAACAACGUCCUCACCGUCGGCCUAGUGGUUCAAAACGACUUGUUUAGCAUUAUGCUAAGGUUCCGCAAACAUCGUUACGUUCUUACGGCUGACAUCGCCAAAAUGUACCGACUAGUACGAGUGCAUCCCGACGACACUGGCUAUCAACGUAUUUUCUGGAGAGAAAACCCGAAACACCCCCUGCAAGUUCUAGAGUUGACAACCGUCACCUAUGGGACCGCAUCAGCUCCGUUUCAAGCAACCAGGUGCUUGAUACAACUCGCCGACGACGAGGGAGACAAGUUUCCCAAAGUUGCUGACAUUUUAAGACAUGAUUGCUAUGUUGACGAUAUCAUGUCUGGUUCCGACAACAUCGACGAGGUGAUUGAAAUCCAACGACAACUGAAGGCCAUUCUGCUGAAGGGUGGUUUUCCUGUCCACAAAUGGUGCUCCAACUCAACCCAAUUGCUCGACCACAUCCCGGUGAAUGAACAAGAAACCACCAAACGUUACGACGAACUCAACAUCAAUGAAGCGAUUAAAGUCCUAGGCGUACUGUGGGUGCCUAGUACUGAUCAACUUUUGAUUGCCCGAAAUACUCCCCCGACAGUAAACGAAAAGCAGCCCACCACGAAACGAAUUGUGUGUUCAGAAAUCGCCAAAUUGUUCGAUCCAUUGGGAUUGAUAUCACCAACCAUCGUUAUCGCCAAACUCCUAGUUCAACAACUUUGGCGAAGGAAGUUGGGUUGGGACGAUCACCUCGACAACGACAGCCUCAAGAAUUGGAACGAGCUCCGAGAGUCACUGUCUCACCUGAACGAAGUUGUUAUCCCCUGUCAAGUGACAUUCAGCAACGCUGUGGCUUAUGAGCUGCAUGGUUUCGCCGACGCUUCUAUGGUAGCAUAUGGUGCAUGUGUCUACAUUCGAAGCAUUUUCCCCGAUGGUUCCUGUAAGUGGGAUUACGUUCCAUCGCAGUUCAAUCCAGCCGAUAUUGUGUCGAGAGGCCAACUGCCGUUCCCGCUGAGCCAAAAUACGACGUGGUGGGAAGGCCCACAAUUCCUGACCGAAGCAACUUUCAUCGAAGAGCGCCCAGAAGACAUCCCCGAUGAUGAAUUGCCGGAGUUAAAAGUCAACUUGGCUGCAAUUAUCGCCGGGGUGUUGAGGUAUCUGAACAACCGCCGCAAGCCAAAAGAGGAACGUGUGUUGCAUCCGCAUUUGACUAUCGACGAGCUUCGAAAUUCCAUGUUGGUCAUCGUUCGUGUCAUUCAACGUUUGGAAUUUGACGACGAAAUCAAACGAGUCCGAAAAGGUGUCCCAUGCAAACGAUUAGCAGCUCUCAAUCCCAUCCUAUCCGACGGUCUUCUUCGAGUUGGUGGUCGACUGAGACAUUCCAACUUGCCCGACGAAUCAAAGCAUCAGCUCAUCCUACCAAACAACAAUCCGGUCACAAAGCUACUGGUCCGAGCUUUGCAUCUUGAGCUUCUCCAUGUGGGUCUGAGUGGGCUCAUCUCAGCGCUUAGACAACGUUUCUGGUUGCUUAACGCCCGUUCAACCGUUCGCAAUGUUACACGGCAAUGCAUCAAGUGUUUCCGUGUGAAUCCAACUAACGUCCAGCAACUGAUGGGUGAAUUGCCAAAGCAGCGUGUGGUGUUUUCCUCGCCGUUCAACAUCACCGGUGUCGAUUAUGCUGGUCCAAUCCGAGGGAAGCAAGGUAAAUAUCGUCCGAAGGUGGUCAAGGCUUACGUCUCGGUGUUCGUGUUCGUUUUCGGUGUUCGUGGCCACAAAAGCAAUCCUCUGGGAUUGGUGUCAGAUUUGAUGACCGAUGCAUUUAUCGCUGCUUUGGAGAGGUUCAUCAGUCGCCGAGGAAUGGUUGCCGAAUUGCAUUCCGAUAAUGCAACCAACUUCAAAGGUGCCAGCAACGAACUCCAUCAAUUGUACCAGCAGUUCCAGGAGCAGCAACAAGCCAACAGAAUCGAGAGGUAUUGCCAGUCGAAAGAAAUUGCUUGGCAUUUCAUCCCGCCAAAUGCUCCCGAGUUCGGUGGUCUUUGGGAGGCCGCUGUAAAGAGCACCAAAUAUCAUCUCAUCGGUACCACUUUGUUGUCCUUCAAAGAAAUGGCCACUCUGUUAUGUAAAAUCGAAGCCAUCCUCAACUCCAGGCCCUUGUAUUCGAUUUCCAACGAUCCUGCUGAUCCGGAGGUGCGGAAGAAAAACACAUCCGUGCAAGACAACAUCAAACCUGGCAUGAUCGUUAUCCUCCAUGAUAACAACCGACCCCCCCUCGAAUGGAAACUUGGUCGCAUCACAGCUGUGUUCCCUGGCGAUGAUAAUUUGGUUCGCGCCGUAGAUGUGUACAGCGAAGGUUCAACUUAUCGGCGUGCUAUCACGAAGAUAUCGCUGCUACCAAUCGAGGACAACAUGUCACCCGCCCCGGCCGGAAUAUGUUCCGUUUCUGACAAUCUGCCAGCACGGAAGAAGCCGACAUAA
Molecule: messenger RNA, 4002 nt
Organism: Uranotaenia lowii
Lineage: Eukaryota; Metazoa; Arthropoda; Insecta; Diptera; Culicidae
Exons: 5
Coding region: 1-4002 (1333 amino acids)
Biological process (GO): proteolysis; DNA integration
Molecular function (GO): nucleic acid binding; aspartic-type endopeptidase activity
Source: RefSeq, a predicted model, not a curated record